AUGUUAUUCUCGCGCGUGACCCGAGCGCGACUAGGGCGCCGAAUCCCUAUACCACAUGCAAGUCGUCAGUAUUCGACAAAAGGACCAUCUUCCAAUCUGAGGAGGAAUGUUGCGCUUUUUGGGUUCAUCGGUUCUCCAGGCCUUUGGUGGUUGACAACAACCCGGGAUGAUGUUCCGCGCCUUGAAUGCCCUCCAACGGAGCACUUGAACUUUACGCCGGGCCCUUCUCCAAGUCAAGUUACGAAAAUCAUCUCGGACGGCGCGUAUUCUUUCAAGGUCAAGGACGUCGCCGGUGUCAACCGAUAUGAUGGCGCACAACUGGCUUCGAACAGUCCAUGUGAGGACAGAUUCGUCCACGGCAAACUCCCAUCGCCGCGAAAUGACGGCAAUGAGUGGAUGACCUGGGCUGUAUUUGACGGACAUGCCGGUUCUCAGACUGCCGACCUGCUCGAGAAGCAGCUCAUUUCAUUCGUGGCACAUAGCCUGAAGCAGGUGGAAUCGCUGCCAGGCAACGAUCCGACGGCACAAGAAUCGAUUCAAAAGGCCAUCACUGAAGGAUUCUUGAACCUGGACAAAGAGAUCAUCGAUGCAGCUAUUGAUUUACCUCAGAGCAAAAUACCAUUUCAAGAGAAAGCGAAGAUGCUUGCUCCUGCCUAUGCCGGUUCCUGUGCGCUACUAUCCAUUUAUGACUCCAUCACGAGCAUACUGCACGUGGCAUGCACCGGCGACUCAAGGGCGGUUCUCGGACAACAAAGACCUGACGGCAAAUGGGAAGCAAUCCCUCUAUCCAUUGAUCAGACCGGUUACAAUCAGGAUGAAGUUUCCCGGUUACAACAGGAUCAUCCCGGAGAAGGAAACAUGAUCAAAGAUGGCCGUGUUCUCGGCCUGGCAGUCUCCCGGGCCUUUGGUGAUAGUCGGUGGAAGUGGCCUUUGGAAUUUCAGAAGAAUAUGAAGACUGACUUCAAUGGCCCUUCGCCCUUGGUUCCCAGGUACGAUGUUCGAACGCCUCCAUACUUGACCGCGGAACCUGUCAUUACCUCUACGAAGAUCGACCCCAGCCGGCCUUCUUUCCUCAUUAUGGCGUCCGAUGGACUGUGGGAUAUGCUCUCUAAUGAGCAAGCUGUCAACUUGGUGGGCAAAUGGCUGGAGUCGUCAGACAAAAGAGGAGUGGAGCUAGAACCGACCUAUGAACCGUUUGACUUUGGGCAAUUCUGGAAGGGAAUAAACUGGAAAUUCGUGGAAGAAAGAACAACUGUUCAAGAUGACAAUGCUGCUGUGCAUCUGGUACGCAAUUCGCUGGGAGGAAAUCAUCACGAGUUGAUUGCUGGCCGACUCAGCUUCUCGGCACCUUUCUCUCGGCACAUUCGAGACGACAUCACUGUACAGGUGGCAUUUCUCAAUGUUCCAGGGUUGUAA
Penicillium argentinense is the source of this 1416-nucleotide messenger RNA. RefSeq names its product PP2C family serine/threonine-protein phosphatase. Gene Ontology annotation, molecular function: protein serine/threonine phosphatase activity. Gene Ontology annotation, biological process: protein dephosphorylation. The transcript has a single exon. The record is from RefSeq and is a predicted model, not a curated record. NCBI's taxonomy places the organism in Eukaryota, Fungi, Ascomycota, Eurotiomycetes, Eurotiales, Aspergillaceae. The coding region runs from base 1 to 1416 and encodes 471 amino acids.